This is a messenger RNA of Candida dubliniensis CD36, 1743 nucleotides long. RefSeq lists its product as uncharacterized. Gene Ontology annotation, biological process: intra-Golgi vesicle-mediated transport. NCBI's taxonomy places the organism in Eukaryota, Fungi, Ascomycota, Pichiomycetes, Serinales, Debaryomycetaceae. The record is from RefSeq and is a predicted model, not a curated record. Bases 1 to 1743 code for a protein of 580 amino acids. Gene Ontology annotation, cellular component: trans-Golgi network; TRAPPII protein complex. The transcript has a single exon.
AUGAGUUUACGGAUCAUACUACCUUUGGAUUUAUUAGAAAUUUCCGGGUUGACUCCUAAUAAUCUUAGGGGCUAUUUAGACAACUGUCCUGUUAGAGAUAUUGUAUUUUUUGACGAAAGUGUUCUGGGAUUUGUUGUGUAUGAAGGUUCAUUAGAUCAGGAAACUUCUUUUGUUCAAUGCGAGGUGGCAAUAUUACAACUAAACAAUGUGGAUGAAAGGGACCCUUUGAAUUGUGUUAAUCUGGAGAACAAAAUUAGUUUGACCUUGGGAAAGGAGGAACUAGUCUACGACAACGAUUUAGUUCACAUUUGGAAGUUUGAAAUACCAGUGACUUAUCCACGGAAAAGACUCAAUAGUCCACAAAUGUGUAUCAGCUGCAGUUUAGUGAAUGAAAACAAUGAGAGCUUGGUUGUGGAGAAUGAAUCAUUUCUGGAAGAAAUCUUGGACAACUACAUCCCGUGUAUGAGGAGGAACCUACUAGCAGAAUUGGAUCAUCAGCUAGACUUCAUUGACAUAUCAAAUGGUGUUCUAGAAACGGGUAUAAGUGUUCAGGAAAAUUCAAUAAUAGAGAAACCACUGGUACGAGCUUUUAUCAGCGUUCCUGUCACUAUUUCGCUAGUCAUAAAACUUAAAUCAACGAAGCCAGCAGGGAGAAACGGCAUGCUCUUAGCUACUUUCAAUAUUGAGACGUCAGAAGAGUUUGCAAAGGUUGCUAAUAAUAAAGAUUAUUAUUUUGAUAUUAUGGAUAUGGAAGUCGAAUUCAAAUCUGGUUCUGUGCAGCCAAUAAAUUCCAUAAUUCCAAUUCGAAUUCAACAUACUGAUUCUGUCAACUUAGCAUACAAGUUCAAUAACUAUGAAAUCGACUUCAAAGAAACUACAUCUUCCCGACCUAUAAAUAUAAGUCUAACACUACGGGUACAGGAACUGGCUGACGGUGUGUACCGAAAUGUGAGCAACAUUAUUCAAACAGAGUGGUCGCCAUAUCUUGACUUUGGUUUGAUUGCCCCACCAAUAAAUAAUGCAUUGAAAACAACAAAUAAUGCAAUGCAACUGCAAUCGCAACCUUCAAUUCCUAUCAGCAGCAUUCGCCACAAAGCGUUAAUGAGCAAUCUUUACAAACUUAAGGGUGCUAGCUUAUCAAAUGCUAACAGCAUCUCUAGUAGCACUACAAAUUUGCGACGAAAUAGAGUAUCUUUAGCAAAUCCAAGCGGACGCACCUCCUCGGUAACGGUUAACUUGACAAUGGGGAACAAUUCAUCUCUUACUGGAUUAAGGCUUACGUUUGUGGGUAAGCUCGAUAUUAAGUUGGGUGAAGUUGUCAACUGGAAAAUACAAGCAAUCAAUAAUUCUAUGAGUAGACUAAACUUGUCGUUGUUGGUCCAAAAUCCAAUUAACUUCAAUCCCGUUUACAGCGGAGCCAAUAUCACGACAAAUAAUUUCUCAUCAUCAAACUUGCUUAAUAAUAGUGGUGGUAUACCCAAUAAUGAUGUAAUUAUAUACAACAGGGUACAGUUAUAUUCAUUGUAUAAUUCCUUGAAAGUUAAUGGUGAUGGGGAAGGUAUCUUAAUUCUUAACAAUGAUAUACGAAUGGGUCCGUUGGAUCCAAAUGCUGUUUUUGAGACAGAGAUUCAAUUGAUCGGUGUUUCCAAAGGUAUAUUCAACUUGGAUGGUGUUAAAGUAUUUGAUAUGAGUAGUGGCGAUGGCAUCGACUUUGGUAAGUUGGUAGAAGUAUUUGUAAUAUGA